AUGAUGAAUGAAACCACCUCACAAUCAUCAUCACCAUCUCCUCAAUCCCCACCUUACUACGAACUAUCAUCUGAUACUGAACCAUCUGACCCUCAAUCCCCCACUCUGGCUCAGCUCCAAGCCCGUGCUCUGGCCUCUCAAAAGCCAUCACAUCCUGACCCUGAACCUGAAGUCACUUCCCCACCUCCAGAACAUCCAAAUCCAACCACAACUGAACCACAACCAUCUGAACCAACCCACUCUGAACCACAACCAUUAGAACCAACCCACUCUGAACCACAACCAUCUGAACCAACCCACUCUGACAUACCACCACCUAUCACUUCCGCUAACCCAACAACUCCCACACUUAAUCUAAGUGCCCCCGUCUCACCCUCUUCACCCUCCCAAGCCUCUGCCAAUGAACCAGAAACUACCCUUCAUACCCUUGAAGAAGCAAUCAAGAGAAUCAGAGAAGCUGAAGCAAAGGCUAUUGCUGAUGCUGCUGCUGAGGCUGAGGCAAAAGCUAAAGCCGACGCUGAAGAAGCAACUCGCAUUGCUGAAGAAGCUGCUGCCAAAGCCAAAGCUGAUGAACUGACUCAGGGAGAGCACUCCAAAUCUGGGUUCAUCCCUCUGGUCCUGAACACUCUCGAAGAACUGUAG
Messenger RNA from Lathyrus oleraceus (garden pea), 642 nucleotides. Its product is annotated as proline-rich receptor-like protein kinase PERK2. The transcript has 2 exons. The record is from RefSeq and is a predicted model, not a curated record. Lineage: Eukaryota; Viridiplantae; Streptophyta; Magnoliopsida; Fabales; Fabaceae. Bases 1 to 642 code for a protein of 213 amino acids.